Messenger RNA from Lutzomyia longipalpis, 2291 nucleotides. Its product is annotated as vesicular glutamate transporter 2-like. The transcript has 5 exons. Gene Ontology annotation, cellular component: plasma membrane. Gene Ontology annotation, biological process: monoatomic anion transport; transmembrane transport. Bases 21 to 1433 code for a protein of 470 amino acids. The record is from RefSeq and is a predicted model, not a curated record. Lineage: Eukaryota; Metazoa; Arthropoda; Insecta; Diptera; Psychodidae. Gene Ontology annotation, molecular function: transmembrane transporter activity.
AUAUUUGCUCCCAAAUUAAAAUGGAAUCGAGGAGUGGUUUUGAGAAUUUUCUUGGGAAAUGGAAAUUUCUUAAAUCAAGACGUUUCGCUGUAUCUGCUAUGAGUUUUUUUGGUUUAUUUAACGCCUAUACACUUAGGGUGAGUCUCAGUGUUGCCAUUGUGGCCAUGACUAAGACGGUUAAUGUAACUCAUGAGAAUGGGACGAUUUCGGAAGAGAAGGAAUUUGAUUGGGAUUCAAAGGAACAAGGAUAUGUUCUCAGUUCAUUCUUCUAUGGAUACAUUUGUACUCAGUUUCUCGGAGGAAUUUUGGCUAAUCGUUUUGGAGGGCAUAUUGUUUUCGGCAUUGGGAUAGGUGUUAGUUCAAUUUUGGUAGUAUUGUCGCCCGUUGCAGCUAGGUUAGGGAUCUACCACUUAAUGGCCGCAAGGAUAAUAAUCGGUUUGUUUGAAGGCGUAUCCAUACCAAGUAUUCAAGAGGUCUUUGCACGUUGGGCACCUAUCUACGAGAGAACUACAAUAUCAGGAAUUGUAGCAUGUGGACUUCAAGCAGGGACAUUUGUUGCAUUCCUCUUGUCUGGUUUCUUUGCUCAACAUCUUGGCUGGGAGAGUGUCUUCUACAUUUUUGGAGGUUUUGGCGCUAUUUGGUUUACCCUGUGGAUGAUUUACAUUAAGAAGGAUCCAGCGAGUGAUCCACGAAUUACACCUGAAGAAAGGACCUACAUUGAGGAAAAUAUCGAAGAUCCAAAAGCAAAAAGGCGUCUUUCAGCUCCGUGGAAGGACAUUUUCACAUCAUCUGCUGUUUAUGCUGUUAUUACGGCCAAUUUCUGUGAUCUCUGGGUUAAUUUUACCCUCAUAACAGAGCUGCCAGCCUUCCUAAAUGAUGUCCUAGGGUAUGAUUUAGGAACAACAGGGAUCCUAGCAGCAGCUCCCUACCUUCUAAAUAUAGCUGUAGUCUUCACAAUAAGUCCCCUCUUUGACUACCUCAGAUCUAGAAAAAUUCUAACAACUGUGCAAGUAAGAAAACUCGGUAUUGCUGUUGGAUUCACUAUCUGUGGAAUUUUCUUGGCCAUUAUUCCCAAUUUGAGUGACGUCACAUCAAUAUCAGUCUGCCUUAUCAUCUCUAUUGGCGUUAUAGCGAUAUCUUCUCUAUCUUAUUUUGCAAACCCUUUGGAUUUUGCUCCAAAUUACGCUGCAAUUCUAAUUGGAAUCUCACAAACAGUUUCAGUUAUUCCAGGAAUUGUUUCACCAAUCCUGACAGGAUAUAUUGUUAGGAAUGGUAGUCAGGAUGAAUGGCAAACUGUUUUCUAUGUAUCAGCUGGAUUUUGUGUACCUGCAGUUGUUGCUUAUAUGAUUUUUGGAAAAGGAAAACUACAAAAGUGGGCAACUACGGCAACAACUGAGGCAAUUGAUGAACAAAUAAAAUUGCCAAUCAAUUGAAUCUAAAAGCAUUUGAAGGGUCGACCAAGAAAUCCUUGAAAUAGUAGAAAAUUCAGAACUUCCAUCGAUUUCAAGAAUUUCUUAGAUGGCUAAAUAUUAAUUAAUUUAAUGGAUUUCGUAAAUAGAAUAGAAUAGAACAAUGGUUUAUUAUAUCCAAGAGAUACAUAGAGAUCUAUAAUAGGACUAUCUAUAUAUUACAAUUCAUGUAAGAUAAUUUUUUAUUAGUGAGAAUUUUAGAUUUAAAAUAGAUGAUUUUACUUUAAUUAAUUUUUUAACAAUUUUUAUAACAUAAAUUUUGUUUGAUAUUUCCUUUUUUUAUUCCUUUUUUUUUACAUCUCUUCUCUUUUAAUAAGAACACAGUCGUGCGUCUGAUAGGCGCAUUAAAUACACUACAAAAACUUUCAUCAUUCGCAACAUUAUAAAAUUCAUCAACAUUUCGUGACGAUAUUUAGCACGAAGAAUUUAUUUUUCAUUGAAAUUCUUAAAGGAAAUUGCCACAGAAAAUUCAACACUUGUGCAUAUAUUUAAAAACAAUGCCAGUUAUGGAAUUUGUAUAAACAAUUGGAGCAAUAUUUCUUCGUUAAUUUAAUGAGUCGAUACGAUAUUAUUAUUUGAUAUUUAACUCGGUGUAUAAGAAUUAACCCUUCAUUGCCCAUCAAAGCACCGAAACAUCGUAAACUAAAGCAAAAUGUAAUUCUUUUGUAAAAGUACCUCAAAUGGAGGGUUAAGUGGUGUGACGAUGGAAUUCCCUCACAACGUUAUUUUAUGUGAAAAUAAAAUAUACAAAAAUAUCGCAUAUAUUAAAAUAUUGUUUAAUUUCUUCCAAUAAGUUGGAAUUUAUUGGAUGGUGUUGACAUG